This is a messenger RNA of Haemonchus placei, 612 nucleotides long. The record is from the annotation of a GenBank genome assembly. Lineage: Eukaryota; Metazoa; Nematoda; Chromadorea; Rhabditida; Trichostrongylidae.
AUGCAAAGCGUUUCGAAUUCUCAGAUUCAAGCGGCCAGAGUGGCUGCCGAAACAUCCAAUCGACCACCACGUUCCACAGAAAAAACCGACAACAGUGACGAAUCAACCGGAACCGGAACCGGUACUGGCAGUGGUGACAGAAGGUUCCUGGGAAAGAUAGCUGCUGCUUCACAGGCUGCUGCAGCAGCCAGUAAUGCACCAGCAACACCAACCCGUGAGACAAUGACCAGACCGCAACAAUCUGUGUCCGACGGAUGCAGUCGUUACCACGUUGGACAGCUCAGGAGGGAGCGCUGCAAUAAAAAUCUGAAUAGUAUUCGAUUUGAAUCAUUAUUACAACACCCUCACGAAGAUUUUCAAGCGAGUAGGAGUGGCAUUGUCAAUAAAGAACAGAAAUAAGAGGCUGUGAAAAGAGUUGGGCAACUUCCCCAUUCUCUUCAGAAGCUAAGCCGCCUGGAGAACGUAUCCUUCCCCAUGAAGAAUGGGAGAGGAAAACUUUAGAAGAUCGUUCUGCUACAAUGCCGUGACCAAUUUUUUCCCUUCAGAAUUUCUUCACUUGAGUUACUCCUCUUCACUCCAUCUGUUUCUUUUCUUCUUCCUCUCAUUUUGUAG